Dicrocoelium dendriticum is the source of this 318-nucleotide messenger RNA. NCBI's taxonomy places the organism in Eukaryota, Metazoa, Platyhelminthes, Trematoda, Plagiorchiida, Dicrocoeliidae. The record is from the annotation of a GenBank genome assembly.
AUGAAGUAUGCUUGGGUUGCCCACGGCAUUGCUAGGAAGCUCGUAACAUUGAACGCAGUAUUUGUUACCUUCGUUUUUCUUGAUUUCGGCAUUAUCUAUGCGCAAAAUUCAGCUACCCUGGGCAACAUAAAUGACAAGUGUACGAAGGCCACGACGCACUGCAUUUAUAUUUCGCCUCAUCUCAACCAUACGUGCCUCGGCAAUCGACUACCUUAUAAGCUUACCUCCCCGCAUCCCAUUAUGCCUGAAAUAUCUCGAUACAAUCUGGAUGUUUGGACUGCCAUGCGCGCUGUGCCUGCUUGCUGGGACAAACUCCAA